AAUAUCACGCCAUGUGUACAGGUUAACAGAUUAUAUAGAUAGUGUCGUUUAAGUUGUCCAGAAACUUUAGACGCAUGUAAUUAUUCAAUUCAACAAUGAAAAAACAAACAAAUGUUUGAAGAAAGUACUUAAGAUAAGUAAGUUUUGAACAGUAUUUUAUAAAAGAAAGCAGUUAUGGAUAUAAACAGUUCAAAAGACGUAACGACGGAAAUCGAGUGUAUGUGUGAAUUAUUAGACAAAAACAUGUGUGACACAGCUGUGAUUGUCAUAAAUAGAGAUACUGGAGAAGUUUCAACAUUUGGUUCUUCUAUAGGUUCAUUAUUUUUCGCACAGAACCCUUCUGUAGCGACCAUGUUCCGCGACUUUUGUGUAGUGUAUAUGAAAGGCAAUGGCUAUGACAAUAAGGGAAACAAGUCGGAAAAUAAUGUUGUAAAUAGUGAAGAACACUCUUUAACCGAAAAUUGUGAUAAUGCAAUGUGUGAGAAAAUAAGCAUCUGUAAAGAUUCUUUAAGUGAAUCUACUGAAUGUGACAGUGAUUGUCUUUCUAAAAAUGAAGAAGAAAAAAUAACCCACGUUAAAGGUGAAACAGGAAGUAAAACUUACUAUGCAAAGCUUGAGAAAUUAGCAGACGGAAGUGCUCUAGAUAAAACAUUCGGAAAAAAUGUUUCAAUCUUGUCCCCAGAUCGCAAUAUAAAAGCUAUAGAUGAUAUUGACAAGACAAAAUAUAAAAAUUUGACUGAAAAUAAAGUUGGACAUCAAACAAGAUUUACAUGUAGAAUAUGUAGAAAAUCAUUUAAAAGUAAAGCAGGGCUGUCAUCCCACGAGAAAUAUAUACACGAACAGAUUCAGUAUAAAGGGCUUGAAAAACUAGAAAGUCAUGAAAAGAAUAUUAAACAACUCUUGUAUACUAAUAACGAAGGAAAUGAAACAUCGGGACCAAGACGCGAUAUGUAUGAAAAAACUUCAGAUAACACAAGUACCAGAUACCUUUGUAAUAUUUGUUCGUAUUCAACUGAGAGAUAUAAUGGUAUAAUUGAACAUACACAAACCCAUGUAAUUAUGAAUCAGUUAACUUGUUCUCUGUGUGACAAAUCAUUUAAAGUCAAGAAAUCACUAUGGAGACAUACAAAGCAGCAUAAAAAGUUACCACACAUGUGUAAAACAUGCUUGAAAAUGUUCGAGAAGAAAGAAGACUUGGAAAUACACCAAGUGUCUCACAGUUCCUCUCAUGUUUGUGACAUUUGUGACAGAGUAUAUGAUUGCAUUGGUCGACUUAAUUAUCACAAGAAAAUUUCUCAUGGGCCAAAACUGGUAAACUGUGAGAUUUGCAGCUCGUCGUUCACUCGUCAGUCAUUACUCAGACAGCAUAUGAAAAGACAUGGUCCUAAGCAAUUUUUCUGUGACAAAUGUAGCUGCAGUUACUUUUUCAUGCAUCAACUUACAAAUCACUUAAAAACUCAUGAUGAAAGUAGUGUCAGAUAUAAAUGCAAUGUUUGUCCAAGGGAAUAUGUCAAUAUUUCACAUUGGAAAGAGCAUAUGAAGCUUCAUGAUGGCUCGAACUUUGUACAGUGUGACAAAUGUGGCAAGUCUUAUAGCAGCAGAAAAGGUCUUAAUCUGCACAAAAAAUCAAAACAUUUAGAUGAAAGGAAUUUUGUUUGCCAAAUUUGUGAAAAAGCAUUUUUGACCAAACAUCAUCUUAAAAAUCACCUGAUUACUCAUAAUGAGAAGAGAGAUUACAAGUGCAGGUUUUGUGACGCAGCAUUCAAAAGGAAUGAAGUAUUGAAGAUGCAUGAAAAUGUCCAUACUAAAGAACGAAAGUUUAUAUGUGAUAUGUGUGGGGAAUAUUUUUUACGACGUUCGUCAUUAAGGAAUCACCGCCUUACUCAUUUCCGGGAAUAUCAGAGAUGGAAAUGUCGAUAUUGUGAAAUCAGAUUCAGAACUCAGUCAUCAAUGAUGACACACAUAAAGAACAUGCAUGCUGAAGUAGAUCUUGCACACGAAAGGCCAUUAUGCAGGAAAUGUAAACAGUGCGGCAAGAUUUUUGCAAAAGGAUUAACAUUUAGAAUUCACAUGGACAUGCAUGCAGGUAUAAAAAGACACAAGUGUCGAUUUUGUGAAAAUGCAUUUACUGAUCCAGCAAAUUUACGGAUGCAUAUUAAAAUUCAUGGUGGCUCAUUGAAAAAUAAAAGACAUGUUUGUAGCAAAUGUGGUCUUAAUUUUAGGUCUGCUAAACUGUUACAAGAUCAUAAUAUGACAACACAUGACAAGUCAAAUUUGUAUGAAGAUCAAAAGAACUUACGAUUUGAGCAAAACGAAGGUCUAGACUUAUCUUCAAUGCAGUAUAAACCAGUAGAAGGGGAGAUAAUUACAUCUGAUACCUCAGAUAAUGUACUUGCUGGUGAGAAUUGUAAAAGAAAAUUUGUUACAGCCACGCAACAGGCAUUUGGAGAUUUCAACUCGGGUCUCAUGCCAUUACAUGCUAGUCAUGGAUUGGUAAACAUUGGUCAGCAGCUCACUACAGGCAAUUAUUUUGGUAAUUCAAGAACGUUGACAUCAAUUGGAAGUGCCAAUAUUGUGAAUUCAGAUAUUGGGUUUUCAAUUUCUAAAAAUGAAAUCGUUCAAAUGAAUUCUGAAGUUGAUCACAGGCAACUAAGGUCUGAUAGUAUGACUAAUAAUUUAACUACACUCACUGGGUCUUCAGGAAAAGGAGAUGACACCGAUCCUCACUUAGAAGCCCAACCUUGUUAUAAUUCUCAUCUCUAAAACAAUAUGCCUUUGUAAUUUUUCAUUAUUGCAGAAUUCAAAUAUUUUUACACUAAACUUAAAACGGUUACAUGUUUUGUUUUCUUUGCAUAUUGUUAACGAUUAAAUUAUUUCUUUUC
Molecule: messenger RNA, 2882 nt
Organism: Ruditapes philippinarum (Manila clam)
Lineage: Eukaryota; Metazoa; Mollusca; Bivalvia; Venerida; Veneridae
Product: zinc finger protein 724-like
Exons: 1
Coding region: 175-2763 (862 amino acids)
Biological process (GO): regulation of transcription by RNA polymerase II
Cellular component (GO): nucleus
Molecular function (GO): DNA-binding transcription factor activity, RNA polymerase II-specific; RNA polymerase II transcription regulatory region sequence-specific DNA binding
Source: RefSeq, a predicted model, not a curated record